Aspergillus alliaceus is the source of this 525-nucleotide messenger RNA. RefSeq names its product DUF924 family protein. Bases 1 to 525 code for a protein of 174 amino acids. The transcript has a single exon. Gene Ontology annotation, molecular function: protein binding. Lineage: Eukaryota; Fungi; Ascomycota; Eurotiomycetes; Eurotiales; Aspergillaceae. The record is from RefSeq and is a predicted model, not a curated record.
AUGUCAAAAAUCACUUAUCAAGAUGUCCUAGACAUCUGGUUCGGCCCCAGGUCCUCCCCAACCUACCUACAAAAGAAAUCCUUCUGGUACGGUAACAGCGCCACCGACGACGCCUACGUUCGCGACCAUCUGGGAGAAGCAUAUCAAGCAGCGAAAGACGGCAAACUUAACGACUGGAUCCAGACUUCCCAAGGAGAAGGAGCAUUAGCUCUGAUUAUUCUGCUGGACCAAGUACCCCGGAAUAUGUUCCGGGGCACUCCGCAGGCCUAUGCUACGGACUCUAAGGCCAUCGCAGUGGCUCGGCAGACCGUCGAAAGGGGCUGGGAUAAGGGGAUGCCUACGAUUCAGAGACGGUAUAUAUAUUCGCCACUUAAUCAUUCGGAGAGUAUGGAGGAUCAGACACUGUCCUUGAAGUUGUUUACGGAGCUGGGGGAUAGCCAUCAUUUACGGUGGGCGCAGGACUUUUAUAAUCAGAUUAAACGGGAUGGGCGGUUUGUCCAUCGAGAUCAGAUUCUUGGACGAUAA